Molecule: messenger RNA, 9177 nt
Organism: Cherax quadricarinatus
Lineage: Eukaryota; Metazoa; Arthropoda; Malacostraca; Decapoda; Parastacidae
Product: lipase maturation factor 2
Biological process (GO): protein maturation
Cellular component (GO): endoplasmic reticulum membrane
Source: RefSeq, a predicted model, not a curated record
UGCAUUGUUUUGUUGACAUGAGAGGUACUAGUGGAGGGAGGUGCUAGUGAGCUAGUGUGGGUUAGUGUGUGUCUCCUGAGCUCUCCUGACACUUAUUUUCCACUCCUUGUACAUCAACGUUAUACAACUAUGGCUGUGGAUAUAUUACACACUAGGAAUUUCUUCCUGCGGUGUAUGUGUGGGAUCUAUAUGUUUGCCUUCGGGUCUCUAUAUCUGCAGGUUCCGGGUUUGUAUGGAGAAAAGGGAAUUCUGCCUGCCCACACACAGCUGCCAAAUCUCAAAUACCCAAAGCAGUGUUUUUAUGAUAAACUAACUGUGCUGUGUUUCUCAUCUUAUGUUGGUCUGAAUGUCUCCUAUAUGAUGGAGCUGCUGACCCUUGUUGGAACUGUGCUUAGCUUUGUGGGGAUGGUGUGGAAGUCAUGGUGUACAGCAACCCUUUUCUUCUUGCUCUGGGGGGCCUACCUAUCUCUGUACCAGGUGGGACAGACUUUCUUAUGGUUCCAGUGGGAUAUACUGCUGCUGGAGAUUGGGUUUCUUACCAUCUUAGUAGCUCCAGUAAGCCGGCGUGCCUGGUCUGAGUAUCGCCCAAGGAAUCUAGUAACAAUGUGGUUGAUCCGCUGGGCACUCUUCAGACUCAUGUUUGCUUCUGGGGUUGUUAAGCUUCAAAGUAGCUGCCCAACUUGGUGGGGCUUGACAGCCUUACCUCUGCAUUAUGAAUCUCAGUGCAUCCCAACUGCACUGGCAUGGUUCAUGUACAAGCUUCCUUUGUGGUGGCACAAACUCUGUGUAGUUGCCACAUUCAUCAUUGAGAUUCCUGUGCCAUUUCUGUUUUUCAGCCCUGUGCGUUCACACAGGAUAUUCAGCUGUUACACUCAGAUUUUCUUGCAAAUUAUGAUCAUCUUUACUGGAAAUUAUAAUUUCUUCAACUUACUGACCAUCACACUGUGUUUGUCGUUGAUGGAUGAUAUGCACCUCUGCUAUCAGCACGUUAAAGAUCUCUCGUUUGGGUUUAUAUCAUACGUGAAGGGCACCUGCAGCUGGAUCGGCAAGUGGGUUGGCUUUGGAAUCUUAGCUUACUACACUAUGGCCUACUUCUCAUUGCGAGUCACACCACAAGGGACAAUUGAGUGUAGCAUAGCAUUUAAUCGAGAAGAGUUUGAUGCCUGGAUGUCCCGAGCUGUGCCCCUCAGUAUAGCUAUUGGAGCUUUUUCCCUAGUCAUUACAAUAGCAGAAGCUCUCACUUCUGCAUUGUUUGAAGUUCGUGGCUGCCUUGACAGGUUUGGCGUCUUCAGCACAACAUUUGUCUACUCACUUGCUGCCAUUAUCAUGUUUGGAAUCAGUUUGGUUCCAUAUUCGGUGUUAGAUAGGCCGACAAAUCAACGCGUCUGGCCUGUGUUUCAAAAUUUUUAUGAACACACUUCUGACUUGCAAUUAACCUCUGCCUAUGGACUCUUCCGUCGUAUGACUGGAGUUGGUGGAAGACCAGAAGUAAUAUUGGAGGGUGCCAACAGCCUUGAUGGGCCUUGGAUUGUGUAUGAAUUUCCUUACAAGCCAGGAGCCUUAGAUUCUGCACCCCCUUUAGUAGCUCCUCACCAGCCACGCGUGGAUUGGCAGUUGUGGUUUGCUGCUCUGGGAACAUAUAACCAGAACCCUUGGCUCAUCUCCUUGGCUUACCGCCUUCUUUCUGGCCAGCCUGAAGUAAUUUCUUUGUUGGAUCCUUCCUCAGCUUGGAGAGACUCCCCGCCAAAAUAUAUUAAAGCUUCUAAAUACUUGUAUCAUUUCACAGACACUAUUGAAGGCAGGGAAUCCGGAAUGUGGUGGAAACGUACACGAGAAGCCGACUACCUUCCCAUUUUCACCGUGGAUCAUGCACCACUUGUCGAAUACUUGCGCAAGAUUGGCACCAUUGGUACAAUGGAUAUACCAGCCACUAAUCAGCCUCUACAGCAAGGAUUAAAUACAUUAAGAAACUUUGUUGAUAAACUUGAACCAGCACUUGUUUUGUGGGGUUUGUUUAUAACAGCUUGUGCUAUCAUUUGGGCAAAAGGAAGCACAAAGCCUAUUGUAAUGUAUACUACUGGCACUUCAAGACAAAAAGGAGGAAGAUGUUGAGCAUUUUAUCCAUUUCAACAUAGUAGCAUAGCAAAAUAUGUAGGACAAUCUCCAAAAAUAUCAUCUUAUAAUGAAGGAAAACUUAUAUUUUUGUUUACAUUAGAUAUGUAGCAGAUUUAGUACUAGGAUCAUGGAUUUCGGUAUGGUUGAAGAUUCUCAGGUUUUGUUCAUUUUUAGUAUAGUUUUAUCCUUCCAUCUGUCUCUCAUUUAAAUAAUACUUGUGAUGAAACCAAUACUUACAGUUGUUUAGUAAUUGCUACAAGAAAAAUAGUAACUAGGUAAGUAAUUUUUGUUCAUAGUAAUUCUCUGUUCAUUAAUGAGGUACUAGCAGAUCAUUGGAAAUUUAUUCAUAUAUAGCAAACUUGCAAUAUGGUAUAUUUUUUCUCUCACCAAGAGGUGAAAAUGAAAGGGAAUAAAUGCCACUUGUCAAUACAUACGAUACACUUUCUUCUUCUUCUUUCAACACACAGGCCGUAUCCCACCGAGGCGGGGUGGCCCAAAAGGAAAAACGAAAGUUUCUCCUUUUACAUUUAGUAAUAUAUACAGGAGAAGGGGUUACUAGCCCCUUGCUCCCGGCAUUUUAGCAUGUAUAUAUAUGCUUGUACAUGUAUGUGUAGUGUGACCUAAGUGUAAGUAGAAGUAGCAAGAUGUACCUGAAAUUUUGCAUAUUUAUGAGACAGAAAAAGGGACACCAGCAAUCCUACCAUCAUGUAAAACAAUUACAGGCUUUCGUUUUACACUCACUUGGCAGAACGGUAGUACCUCCCUGGGCGGCUGCUGUCUACCAACCUACUACCUACAAUACAAUACACAUGAGUGAAUAAUAGCAAAGACAUUAAUGGAAUGUUCAGUGGCAAAGAGGUACAAAGUUAAUCAGUAAAUGCUGUGAAGUUUGGAAAUAUAGAAAUUACAGUUAUUGAAAGAAAGAGCUGCAUCAUUGAUUUUUAACACUGUUGUAUUUGUUGUACUGACUUGAGCCAGUCAACCUACUGCCUUGAAAAUAGAUCAAAAUAUCUUAAUCAACAUUGCUUGCAUUAUAUGUGUUGGAUUAUAUAUUGUAAGUUUCAUUAAGCUGACUAGUGAGAAUGAAAAGUCAGUUAUCCAUGAUGCGGGACAAUUUUAUGUAAUUCAAUAACCUUCAAAAAGGAGGUCAUUAAUUUUUUUUUUUUUUUCCAACAAGUCAGCCGUCUCCCACCGAGGCAGGGUGACCCAAAAAAGAAAGAAAAUCCCCAAAAAGAAAAUACUUUCAUCAUCAUUCAACACUUUCACCACACUCACACAUUAUCACUGUUUUUGCAGAGGUGCUCAGAAUACAACAGUUUAGAAGCAUAUACGUAUAAAGAUACACAACAUAUCCCUCCAAACUGCCAAUAUCCCAAACCCCUCCUUUAAAGUGCAGGCAUUGUACUUCCCAUUUCCAGGACUCGAGUCCGACUAUAUGAAAAUAACCGGUUUCCCUGAAUCCCUUCACUAAAUAUUACCCUGCUCACACUCCAACUGAUCGUCAGGUCCCAAGUAUCAUUCGUCUCCAUUCACUACUAUCUAACACGCUCAUGCACGCUUGCUGGAAGUCCAAGCCCCUCUCCCACAAAACCUCCUUUACCCCCUCUCUCCAACCCUUUCGAGGACGACCCCCUACCCCUCCUUCCUUCCCCUAUAGAUUUAUAUGCUUUCCAUGUCAUUCUACUUUGAUCCAUUCUCUCUAAAUGACCAAACCACCUCAACAACCCCUCUUCUGCCCUCUGACUAAUGCUUUUAUUAACUCCACACCUUCUCCUAAUUUCCACACUUCAAAUUUUCUGCGUAAUAUUUACACCACACAUUGCCCUUAAACAGGACAUCUCCACUGCCUCCAACCGUCUCCUCGCUGCUGCAUUUACCACCCAAGCUUCACAUCCAUAUAAGAGUGUUGGUACUACUAUACUUUCAUACAUUCCCUUCUUUGCCUCCAUAGAUAACAUUUUUUGACUCCACAUAUACCUCAAUGCACCACUCACCUUUUUUCCCUCAUCAAUUCUAUGAUUAACCUCAUCCUUCAUAAAUCCAUCCGCCGACACGUCAACUCCCAAGUAUCUGAAAACAUUCACUUCUUCCAUACUUCUCCUCCCCAAUUUGAUAUCCAAUUUUUCUUUAUCUAAAUCAUUUGAUACCCUCAUCACCUUACUCUUUUCUAUGUUCACUUUCAACUUUCUACCUUUGCACACAUUAUCAAACUCAUCCACUAACCUUUGCAAUUUUUCUUUAGAAUCUCCCAUAUGCACAGUAUCAUCAGCAAAAAGUAACUGUGUCAAUUCCCAUUUUGAAUUUGAUUCCCCAUAAUUUAAUCCCACCCCUCUCCCGAACACCCUAGCAUUUACUUCUUUUACAACCCCAUCUAUAAAUAUAUUAAACAACCAUGGUGACAUUACACAUCCCUGUCUAAGACCUACUUUUACUGGGAAGUAUUCUCCCUCUCUUCUACACACCCUAACCUGAGCCUCACUAUCCUCAUAAAAACUCUUUACAGCAUUUAAUAACUUACCACCUGUUCCAUAUACUUGCAACAUCUGCCACAUUGCUCCUCUAUCCACUCUAUCAUAUGCCUUUUCUAAAUCCAUAAAUGCAAUAAAAACUAAAUUUACAGUUGGAAAAUUUGUACUUUAAAAAGUAAAAUCAUAAGUUUUACAGCAGCUCUACACAUUGUUGUAUUUAGUUUAAUAUUAAAUUCCAAGUAUUACUAAAUUUAAAAAAAGAAAUUUUCAUUUUUCUUUUUAGGCCACCCAUCCUUGGUGGGAUAUGGCCUGUUUGCUGAAAAAAAAAAAAUCUGAGUAACCCGUACCAUCUAUGAAUAGCGUUAUGGUCAAAUAAAUCAAAAGCAUUGAUACUAAUAUACACCUCUGCCCUUCAUAUAGUUGAAUAUUCAUAUUUUUAUGCAGGAAAAAGCCAAAAUAAAAAGAAAAACAGAUUUCUAAAGGUACAUAUAGUGUGGCAGUGCUCUACUAAAAUCUUGUUAGUAGAUCCUCAUUGAUUAGAAACUUAUCGUCUUAGUAAAAUUAGAUUUAAAGGCCUAAGUCCUAGAUAGAGCAGUGUUUUAAUCAGCAAGUGGCUGCUGGAAUAAAAAGUGCACUAGGGGUAAAUAAAGUCUUAACAGUACACUACGUCAGUUUGCUCGAAAUCAAAACCAGUACGAGACUUCCACUUUCUCUGUUUGCUUGCACAUGAUGGUGUACAAAGGUCACUAGUUAUCCCAUCCCAAGAUUACAUAGGCUGCUUAUUUUUUUAUGAGAAUGAUAUUUACCAUAUAAGAAAUUAAUCCACAGGACAUAAAUCAUUGCUCACUAUAUCCCCUGAAGCCUCUGCAUUACACACUUUUUUUUUUUCAGUGUGUGGUUUUAUCUCUACCAGUAAGUAUCUUUAAGAAAUAUCUGUACAACAACUUUAUGCCUUCUUAAACUCUGACAUGUUUACUUUGUCUCCCCUUGUUUCUGGCAGUCUCACAUUGACUGCAGAAUCUACUUUUUUCUUAACAAUUGAUUGACUAAAAAUGAUACCUUCUUUUGUCCCAAUGCUUACCUUCAGCACUUCUACCUCUUCCCCUCUAUUGUCUAAGUCACUCCAUAAGUAAAAGUAUAAGUUUUACAGCAGCUCUACACGUUGUUGUAUUUAGUUUAAUAUUAAAUUUCCAAGUAUGAAUGACCCAGAAAGUUUCCGUAAGAAAUUCUGUGUACACUAAUAUAAUGAUCUGUUUACAGUGGACCCCCGCAUAACGAUAUUAUUUCAAUCCAGAAGUCUGUUUGGGUGCCGUUAUAGACCGAAUUUGUUCCCAUAAGAAAUAUUGUGAAUUAGAUUAGUCUAUUUCAGACCCCUAAAAAUACACCUACAAAAGCACUUACAAAAAUAAACUUACAUAAUUGGUCGAGUUGGGAGCUGAUCGUUAUCCGGGGGUCCACUGUACUACUUUUCAUCCUAUUCAUCAAAUAAACUUUUUUCCUGCAUUUAUUAUAUUAGGAUUUGACUAAAAUAUACAGAGAAUUUGGAGCGUAGAAAUUAGAAGACAGCAUGGGGUUACCAAAGGUAUAAUUCAGGGCUGAGUAGUGGGUAUUGAAGUGGUUUGGGUAUUCAGAGAGGAUGGAGAAGAAUACAAUGCCCAAUAUGAUGUAUUUAAUUUGGGAUGGAAGGAGGGAGAGGUAGGAGUUGUCCCAGGUAAGGUUGGAGGGAAGGGCUAGAAGAGGUUUUGAGUGGGGCUUCAGUGUCCGGCAGGCUAGCCCGAGUAUGUUAGAUUGGAGCAGAGACAAGUGGAUUUUAUGGUUUGAUGUGCUAUUGGGGUGUGAACAAGGUAACAUUUAUAAAGGGAUUUGGGGAAACUGGUUAGCUGGCCUCAAGUCCUGGAGGUGGGAAGUAAAGUGCCUAUACUCGAAAGGAGGUGUGGGGAUAUUGCAGUUCAGUGCGUCAUUGAAAUUCUGUUGUUUGUGCACUUCUGGCAAGACAGCUAUUGAGUGAAUGAUGGUGAAUGUGUUUCCUUUUUUUGGGGAGAGGACACCCUAUUUUGGUGAGAGACAGUAGGUGUGGUAAGAAUAAAAUUAGUUGUCAAAUUAAAGAAAAUACAGAUUUCCUGCUUCCAUUGAUUGUGGUCUCAACUUUAGACAAUCUAGGAAUUUUUUUCAUUACAGUCUGCUACACUAGUGUACAAAAAAUAGAUACAAAAAUUCAAAUGUUUAUUAUAAGAACUUACUGUAAGUCAAUUAUUUUAUUUCUUACUUUGACACAAUUGAGAUAGAGUAAUCACCGAAAAGUAUUUCUGCAGACAGUUUGCAGUUUGGAGGGAUAUGUUGUGUAUCUUUAUACAUAUAUGCUUCUAAACUGUUGUGUUCUGAGCGCCUCUGCAAAAACAGUGAUUAUGUGUGAGUGAGGUGAAAGUGUUGAAUGAUGAUGAAAGUAUUUUCUUUUUGGGGAUUUUCUUUCAUUUUUGGGUCACCCUGCCUCUGUGGGAGACGGCCGACUUGGUGGAAAAAAAAAAAAAAUGUUUGGAUCUGAUUUCUAUACCUUGUGGCGAUUUGUCUUAGUUCAGAUAAAAAUGUUUUCAAGAAUCUUAUACAGUAUCUUGAAAGGUUUGCUGCAAGUAAAAACUUUCCCAGACAUUGCUAAUGCUUAAAGACUUAACUGCUGACACAUUUGGCAAAGAAUUAUGCUGAUUUGGCUACUACUUUCUUUAACAGAAAAAGAAGAGAAGGGUGAGAAUUAAAAAAAAAAACUAGUAAUUUCCCUGUGCAAAUAAAAGUUAAACAAGUAUUGGGGAAAAAGUAUGAAAAGAUGAAGUAUCUGUAAGGUCAUAUAAUUAAAAAGGAAUAAGAAAAUGUUGAGAGAGUAGUGUUAAGGUUAAGUAAAUGGAACUUGGUGCCCUUAGUAAUGUUUCAAGAUAAAUCCAUUCACUUUUCCUUUAGGCAGUGCUUCCAAGGGCAAGGAAGACCAUCCAGUCAUUCAGGUCUGGAUUAAUGUAUAAGUCAUCUUGGCCCAGUUAACUGGGGGGCUCUACUAGCCACCCAAGUAAAUCGUUCCUAAAAUGUAUGUGGUACUGAUAAUGAGCUAAGAGUUAAAUACCUUUUAUUUUGGGUUUCUUAUAUAUUUAAGGUAGACUUUAUUAUUUUGUUCAUAAUCUUGUAUUUUGUAGAUCAGGAGAGAAACCACAAAUGUUACCUUAAUUUAAGAUUCCACAAAACUGUAAUUAAAUCCUUCAGUCAUUCAAUAAUUCACAUAGUUUCUAAAAAUAGAUAUGCAGUAAUGCACAAAGUAUUUAUUUGAAUCACAUUUUACAAAGGCCUGUUUUAAUGGAAUAUGCAAACAUAGUGUUCCUUCCAUGAUCAUCUUGUGUGUGUUUUGGUUUACAAUGUUAAUAAAUACUUUAUAUCAAGUAAAUUCAGCUGGCAGUAAUGUACCUAAUGUACUUCUUUGUAUUGUUAUCUUUGGUAGAAAUAGGAUCAAAAUGGUUGGGUGAAGAAAUAAUUUCUCAUGCAUGUCAGUAACUAGUGCUGUCCACUGAACCCAUUAUAUGCAAUUAAGUUGGGACUGUGACCCUCUUAGAUACAAAGACAUGCCACAAAUUUCACUAUUGUAGAUAUUUUUGCAUCACCCUAGAUUUUUAUACCAUAUAUAGAAUAGUCUUUAAACUUGUCUUCAAAUGUGGUGCUGUUCUUGUGAUAGAGCUUGAUACUGAACAUUAAGCACAAUAUUAUGUAUUAGUGGGCAUUUGGGGGCCCCAGGAGAAAAUGUACUUGGGAGCAUAUAUCAAAGGUAUGGGAAACUUCUGUGCAAGUGCAGAAGGUUCCCAUACCCUUGAUAUACCUUUGAUGAGUUUUGAGAAUUUUCCUAUUCAAAAUCAAGACCAUCCAUAAAAUCUUAAAAUAUGCUAAGUGGUCUGGGUGCAAUUAAAAGAGAGUAUUGUACGUAAUAGUGAAACGUAUUACUAUUAUCAAAAAUGCUGGUUACAUUCUAUGUGGUCAAAUAUAUUGGGCUUCACUACUACAAAAUUUGAGAGCAAUCUUUAACACUGGCAAAACUGUUAUAUGUGCACAAAUUUAUUGUGAAUUAAUUAUAUAAUUAAUGCCAUAACAUCAACACCUUUUUGCUCUUAUGUAAAUUUAGUAAUAUUUAAUACCAGAAAUUAAAUACCUUUUAAUCUGGUGUAUGAAAAAAAAAAUUUAUUUAACCCAAUCUUCAAGCUAGGAUACUUGAUUUGGUUAUGUCUUAUGCAGUUCCUUCAAUAACUACAACAUUAAGAUUUAGGAUAACAAGAAAUACAGUGCUCAGGUUCUCAAGCCCUAGAUCAAAGCAGCACAUGUUACCUUUCAACUAAGCUGAAUUGCCAUCACUUUAAUAUCUCUUAUAGUACAGUACUCUGAUAUGAAUUUUUAUUCUAAUCUACAUAAUGUAGGGCCACCCAUUAUUAUAUUAGCUUUGUAUGCAGUUAAUAAUUACUGUACUUACCAGAAGUGAAAUAAGAGUAUUAAAAUUUAGGUACAGUUCUAACAAAAAAAAAAAAUUAAUUCACACUUAAUGCAAUUUAACUUUGUGUAUAAAUUUUUAAAAGGC